Tinamus guttatus (white-throated tinamou) is the source of this 3065-nucleotide messenger RNA. Lineage: Eukaryota; Metazoa; Chordata; Aves; Tinamiformes; Tinamidae. The record is from RefSeq and is a predicted model, not a curated record.
AGCUGUUCCCAUGGCGUGUGGGAAGUGCAGCGCUUCAGCACCCACUCAGGAUCCAGCGCGUGGGGACAUCACCCUCUUCCAGCUCAGAGGCCUGAAGUGCAGAUAGCAAAACCCAGCUGCAGGGUGAGCCAUGAUUCCAGUCACGGAGCUGCGCUACUUCGCUGACACGCAGCCGGCGUACCGCAUCCUGAAGCCAUGGUGGGACGUCUUCACGGACUACAUUUCCAUAGUGAUGCUCAUGAUUGCUGUGUUUGGAGGGACGCUUCAAGUCACCCAGGACAAAAUGAUUUGUUUGCCCUGUAAAUGGGUGACCAAAGACUCUUGCAAUGACUCUGUUAGAGGCUGGACAAUUGUAAUUCCUGAGCGUACCUACUAUAACUCUAGUCUUGUUCCCUCUACUGACACAGGGCCUACAGGGAUCCGAUACGAUUUGGACCGGCACCAGUAUAACUAUGUGGAUGCCGUGUGUUAUGAGAACCGCCUUCACUGGUUUGCCAAGUAUUUUCCCUACCUAGUGCUGCUACAUACACUCAUUUUCCUGGCUUGUAGCAAUUUCUGGUUCAAGUUCCCAAGGACCAGCUCCAAACUGGAGCAUUUUGUGUCUAUUCUACUGAAGUGUUUUGACUCUCCAUGGACAACAAGGGCACUAUCCGAGACGGUGGUGGAAGAGAGUGAUACCAAACCAGCCUUUGGGAAAAUGAAUGGCUCCAUGGACAAGAAAUCCUCCACAGUCAGUGAGGAUGUGGAAGCCACUGUUCCCAUGCUGCAGAGAACCAAGUCUCGAAUUGAGCAAGGCAUUGUGGACAGAUCCGAGACGGGUGUCUUGGACAAGAAGGAAGGGGAACAGGCCAAAGCAUUAUUUGAGAAGGUGAAGAAGUUCCGCACACAUGUGGAAGAGGGGGACAUCGUGUACCGCCUCUACAUGAGACAAACCAUUAUCAAAGUGAUCAAAUUCAUUCUGAUCAUCUGCUAUACUGUCUACUAUGUCAACAACAUAACAUUUGAUGUUGACUGUAAGGUGGACAUUGAGAGCUUGACUGGCUACCGGAUGUACCGCUGUGCUCAUCCUCUGGCCACUCUCUUCAAAAUUUUGGCCUCUUUCUACAUAAGCUUGGUAAUAUGCUAUGGCUUGAUCUGCAUGUAUACGCUCUGGUGGAUGCUGAAGCGAUCGCUUAAGAAAUAUUCCUUUGAGUCCAUCCGGGAGGAGAGCAGCUACAGUGAUAUUCCUGAUGUGAAAAACGACUUUGCUUUUAUGCUGCAUCUGAUUGACCAGUAUGACCCGCUGUACUCCAAGCGCUUUGCUGUCUUUCUGUCAGAAGUGAGUGAGAACAAACUGCGGCAGCUGAACCUCAACAACGAGUGGACUCUGGAGAAGCUGCGCCAGAGGAUCACCAAGAACUCCCAGGAUAAGCUGGAGCUGCAUCUCUUCAUGCUGAGUCUUGCCUUCUUGAGAGAGAAUUUGAAAUCCCUCCACAUCAAGUUCACAGACAUCAAGGAGAUUCCUCUUUGGAUUUAUAGCCUGAAGACACUAGAAGAGCUUCAUCUGACAGGGAACCUGAGUGCUGAAAACAACCGGUACAUUGUGAUAGAUGGCUUGAGGGAGCUGAAGAGGCUGAAGGUGUUGAGGCUCAAGAGUAACCUCACGAAGCUGCCCCAGGUGGUGACAGAUGUUGGUGUGCAUCUUCAGAAGUUAUCCAUCAACAACGAAGGCACCAAGCUCAUUGUCCUCAACAGCCUUAAGAAAAUGGUCAACCUGACGGAGCUGGAACUGAUCCGUUGUGACUUGGAGCGCAUUCCUCACUCCAUCUUUAGCCUCCACAACCUCCAGGAGAUAGAUUUGAAGGACAACAACCUCAAGACCAUUGAGGAAAUCAUCAGCUUCCAGCACUUGCAUCGUCUCACUUGCCUUAAAUUGUGGUACAACCACAUUGCCUACAUCCCCAUCCAGAUAGGCAACCUCACCAAUUUGGAGCGCCUCUACCUGAAUCGUAACAAGAUAGAGAAGAUCCCCACCCAGCUCUUUUAUUGCCGGAAACUUCGAUAUUUAGAUCUUAGCCACAACAACUUGACUUCCAUACCCCCAGACAUUGGACUGCUGCAAAACCUGCAGAACCUGGCUGUGACAGCCAACAGGAUUGAGAGUCUCCCACCAGAGCUCUUCCAGUGCAAGAAGCUGAGGACCUUGAACCUAGGGAACAACGUGCUGCAGUCGCUGCCAUCCCGGGUCGGGGAGCUGACGAACCUCUCGCAGAUCGAGCUCCGGGGGAACCGCCUGGAGUGCCUGCCCGUGGAGCUGGGGGACUGUCCCCUGCUGAAGCGCAGCGGGCUCGUCGUGGAGGAGGACCUGUUCAACACGCUGCCCUUGGAGGUCAAGGAGCGCUUGUGGAGGGCGGACAAGGAACAAGCCUGAGGCCCUGAAAGGAGGGGAAAAACCUCUGACCAACUAGAAGGAAACAAAAGGCCAUUCCAGUCCCCUUUUCCCCAAAUCCGCCCCUUCCCUCCCCGCUUCCAACAACUACCAGACUAGCCAAGGAGUCCCUGAGGAAACACGGCUCUGAGGGAGGCUGAUUCUUGCCUCAGAUGCAGGAUGGGGGAAGCUUGGGAUCAGGAAGAGAAGCAAGGCAGAUUGGGUGGCUGCAUAGCAGGGUCUGGUGGAGUAAGAGGUGCUGCUGCUCUUCCAGACAGGUAGCAGGGUGAGGUGGAUGGUGCAGGUAAAGGGAAACAACCUCUAAAUAGAGGCAAAAAUAUGUUGAUUGCUGCAUCGCCCCAGGUGGGGCUCGUCAGGGACUGAGUGUUCAGUGUCCUACAAGCAAAGACCAUGAGUUCAGGGAGCCUCUUGAACUUUCAUCUCUGUGUGACACCUGAUACUGUUCCCUCCUAACUCAGCGAUUCAGGCAGAGGCCCUACAGUGGGGUGUGAUAGGAUACAGACAGCUGAUCCUUAUCUAGCUGCUGGCACUGGGAUUUUGGGGGGAUAAAUUUGUCAUACAUCAGCUUGGAUGCAGGAUCCCUUCUUGUGUUACUAAUUGUCUUUUCCCCCUUGUACUCCACACCUUCCCCUCUGGC